Symbiodinium sp. CCMP2456 is the source of this 558-nucleotide messenger RNA. NCBI's taxonomy places the organism in Eukaryota, Dinophyceae, Suessiales, Symbiodiniaceae. The record is from the annotation of a GenBank genome assembly.
AUGGUAGUGACCUCGGACAUGGCUAUGAGUGCUCAUGCCGGAACCUCCACCAGCCUUCCGGGCUCCGUGACCUUUGCUGACGCCAUCAUACCUACACCGACGUUGAAGAGUCGAUGUCGCACGAAGAAGUACAAGAAGGAUCAGGAGCCACACGACGAUGAGGAAGUUGACGUCGAGUCGACGGCCGGUCUUACAAAGAGAGAGCUGGUGCACAUGAAGGCAUUGGUUCACAUAAGCGACUGGCUGCGACUCUACAACUUUUGGGACCUGGAUGUGAAUGAGCAGCAGGUGACUAGUCCCAGCGGCUGUUUUCUCUUCCGGAGGCCAGAGUCCAUGCGUCCCAUCCAUGUCGCGGCCAAGCUCGGCCACGAGAGAAUCGUUAAAUGUCUCCUCCUGGCGCGAGCUGAUCCGAAGACGAAGACGUCCCGGGGCCGCACGGCGCUUCAGAUCGCGCGGAAGGCGAAUAAGGAGGGCUCCCAUCGCGAGACGGUGGAGGUUCUCGAGGCUGCCGAGACGACUGUCUCAGUCCGGGGAGCCAUUGAGAUGAUGUGUAUUUGA